This is a messenger RNA of Pollicipes pollicipes, 1015 nucleotides long. RefSeq names its product inorganic pyrophosphatase. Lineage: Eukaryota; Metazoa; Arthropoda; Thecostraca; Pollicipedomorpha; Pollicipedidae. Gene Ontology annotation, molecular function: inorganic diphosphate phosphatase activity; magnesium ion binding. The coding region runs from base 36 to 911 and encodes 291 amino acids. The transcript has 9 exons. Gene Ontology annotation, biological process: phosphate-containing compound metabolic process. Gene Ontology annotation, cellular component: cytoplasm. The record is from RefSeq and is a predicted model, not a curated record.
UCCACGUGGCCAGAGCGGGCAGUCCUUUAUCAACAAUGGCUUCUGUCACUUUUGAAGAGCGAGGGACGCCCAACAGCGAGGACUACCGAAUCUACUAUCGGAACGCGGACGGCCCGAUCUCGCCGUUCCAUGACAUCCCGCUGUACGCCGACGCCGAGAAGAAGGUGUUCAACAUGGUGGUGGAGGUGCCGCGCUGGACCAACGCCAAAAUGGAGAUCGCCACCGGCGAGCGGCUGAACCCCAUCAAGCAGGACACCAAGAAGGGCAAGCUGCGCUACGUGGCCAAUGUGUUCCCGCACCACGGCUACAUCUGGAACUACGGCGCCCUGCCUCAGACCUGGGAGAACCCGCACGUCACGGACGAGUCGACCGGCUUCAUGGGCGACAAUGACCCCAUCGACGUCUGCGAGCUGGGCAGCAAGGUGUGCCGGCAGGGUGAGGUGAUCCAGGUGAAGGUGCUGGGAGUGCUGGCCCUGAUCGACGAGGGCGAGACGGACUGGAAGCUCCUCGCCAUCAACGUGGAUGACCCGCUGGCCGAACAGCUGAACGACGUGGGCGACGUGGAGAAGCUGAUGCCCGGCUACCUGAGCGCCACCGUCGAGUGGCUCCGGCUGUACAAGGUGCCCGACGGCAAGCCGGAGAACAAGUUCGCCUUCAACGGCGAGGCCAAGGACCGCGAGUUCGCUCACUGCGUGAUCUCGGACACGGCCGACCAGUGGCGGGAGCUGGUCACGGGCAAGGCGGACGCCGGCGGCCUGGACAUUCACACGGUGACCCUGGACGACGCCCAGAUGAAGCUGGAGAAGGACGAGGCGGAGGCGGUGCUCGCCGGCGCCCCGACCCUCCACCCGCCGGCGCCGCUCGACAACAGUGCAGUCAACAAGGUGUCCUUCCUGUGCAACUCGAACUAGCCGCUGCUCCCUGCUGUCACGUGCGUGGACCGGCGUCCGUCUCGUGACGUCACGGCCGGCCCGCGGACGGUCUGUAACGUCACGGCGGAGAAGUCGUCUGGGAU